Messenger RNA from Nicotiana attenuata, 2047 nucleotides. RefSeq names its product dehydrodolichyl diphosphate synthase 2-like. NCBI's taxonomy places the organism in Eukaryota, Viridiplantae, Streptophyta, Magnoliopsida, Solanales, Solanaceae. The record is from RefSeq and is a predicted model, not a curated record. The transcript is spliced from 3 exons. Gene Ontology annotation, biological process: response to cold; polyprenol biosynthetic process; plastid membrane organization. Gene Ontology annotation, cellular component: chloroplast stroma. Bases 102 to 1016 code for a protein of 304 amino acids.
CCGCGAGAGAAAGAAAAAAAAGAGAGUGUAGCCAAGAGUUUCUCACAGCCGUUCGUUGAUUAUCCAGCAACACGAGUCUUGAAAAUCAACUCCCUCCAAAAAUGGUGUUCUCCCUCCAUCACCUGCAACUCUUCCAUUCGCCCACCAGAUUUAGCUCUCAACCAAAAUCAACAACUAACCACCCUCUAAUCUCCCUCAAAUUACCAACAAGACUAUCUAAUAAUCCACUUGCCUUUGCUCAAAACGCCGCCACAAGCCACAUCGACAGUGAGAAAGCAGCCUUAUUGCCUCCGCCACUGAGGAAAGAAUUAAUGCCGAACCAUGUUGCGGUGAUAAUGGAUGGGAAUAGAAGGUGGGCUAAAAUGAAAGGGUUGCCUAUUGCCUUAGGUUACGAAGCGGGUGUUCGAGCACUUAAGAAUCUUGUUCAGCUGUGUUGCGAUUGGAGAAUUAGUGUUCUUACUGUCUUUGCUUUUUCCUCCCAAAAUUGGUUCCGUCCAAAGAUGGAAGUUGAUUUUUUGAUGGGCUUGUUCGAAAGAGGGCUAAAAAAUGAACUUGAAGAUUUUGUGAGAGCAGGGAUUCGGAUGUCUAUAAUUGGAGACUCCAGUAAGCUCCCCAAGUCAUUACAGGACUUAAUAGAUAAGGCUGUAAAGACUACUAAGGAAAAUUCACGGCUUCACCUCGUAGUUGCAGUCAACUACAGUGGACAGUAUGAUGUUGUACAAGCUUGUCAAAACAUUGCUCAAAAAGUGAAGGAUGGCAUUAUCGAACCCAAAGACGUAGAUGGUUUCCUAGUAGAGCAGGAGUUACAAACAAACUGUACUGGUUUUCCGUGUCCUGAUUUACUUAUAAGGACUAGUGGGGAGCAGAGACUUAGCAAUUUCUUACUCUGGCAAUUGGCCUACACUGAACUGUUCUUUUCACAUUCACAUUGGCCUGACUUUGGAGAAACUGAAUUUUUGGAGGCUUUAUGUUCCUUCCAGCAAAGGCAGAGGCGCUAUGGUGCACAGAGUUCCUAGCUUAUGCCAUGUACUUUUAGAGUAACUCUGAGGCUGAACAAACAUCAUUGAAUAUCUGUGAUUCUGAAGGCAAGUUCUUGCAAGAAAGAAUUUUCGGGUAUUUAAGAGAAGCCAAUACUUUUGAAAAGUCUACUUCUUAUAAUCAUUCGGCACCUGAAUCGAAAUGAUGUUGGGAUUUUACUAUAGGCCCAAAAGAAUACUCAACUUCUUUCAUGUCUAUAAGCUGAGGACAGUAGUCAAAGAAAACCUUUUAUGGCCUGGAUUUCGGAGAGUAGUCAAAGAAGACCUUUUGUGGUCUGGAUUUUUCUCGUCCACUGGAUUACACAUCUCUCAUGGCCCCGCAAAUGGACAACUGUAAGACGUUUCAUCUAAUUGCCAAUUACAGUCUAUCUUGUCUCCAAACUAGUAAAUGAGGCAGUACGACUAGGGUCAUAAGUAUGGUAUCUCUGCCACCUGAUCGAGGAGCAUCCCGGAUGGUCAUAAAUAACUGGUAUAGACUGGACAUGAGGGACAAUAAGCUACUUCAAACUUAUCUCUACCACCUGAUCGAGGACCAUCUGGCAUGUAUUCCUCUAUACUAUUGUGAUUAUGCAUGCUAGCUUUGAGCUGAAGGUCUAUCGGAAACAGCCUUUCUACCUGCUUAAAGGUAGGGGUGAGGCUGCGUACGCACUAUCCUCCCCAGACCCCACUUAUGGGACUACACUGGGUACGUUGUUGUUGUUGUUUGCUUAUGUCUUGUCCCCUGUUACAGUUCCUCAACUUACUGAAAAUGCAAUUACUUAAUACCACUAUGAUGCAUUUGAUGCCAUAGUUUGAGCAAGUGAUACAUGUAAUGUAGCAUUCAGUUUAAAGAUAAUUGAGUGGUUGGAGAGCGGAUCUUUUGCUAUGUGGAUAACACCUUGAACAACAGGUAUAUAGUCUAUAGACUCAGCCCCACACUAUCUUUUUCCUUUUUUCAAAUAGAGAAUACAUUUUGUGCAACAAACUGUAUGCUGAAGGAAGAAAUAUUGAGCCUUGAAGUUUUUAGAAUG